Molecule: messenger RNA, 1035 nt
Organism: Neopelma chrysocephalum (saffron-crested tyrant-manakin)
Lineage: Eukaryota; Metazoa; Chordata; Aves; Passeriformes; Pipridae
Product: zinc finger protein 239-like
Exons: 4
Coding region: 1-1035 (344 amino acids)
Biological process (GO): regulation of transcription by RNA polymerase II
Cellular component (GO): nucleus
Molecular function (GO): RNA polymerase II cis-regulatory region sequence-specific DNA binding; DNA-binding transcription activator activity, RNA polymerase II-specific
Source: RefSeq, a predicted model, not a curated record
AUGACCCGCCGCAAGGACUACAACUCCCGUGGUGCCCCGCGCAAGGCGCAGGCGCGGCGGCGGGCGGACAAACCCUUCAAGUGCUUGGAAUGUGGGAAGAGCUUCAGACGGAGCUCCGACCUCCUCACCCACCAGCACGUCCACACUGGGGAACGUCCCUACACGUGUGGGGAGUGUGGGAAGAGCUUCAGCCAGAACUCCAACCUGAUCCGACACCAGCGCAUCCACACUGGGGAACAGCCCUACACGUGUGGGGAAUGUGGGAUGAGCUUCAGGGAGUGCUCCACCCUCCUCACCCACUGGCGCAUCCACAGUGGGGAACGGCCCUACACAUGUAGAGAAUGUGGGAAGAGCUUCAGGAAUAAUUCCAACCUGAUCCAACACCAGCGCAUCCACACUGGGGAGAGGCCCUACCUGUGUGGGAAAUGUGGGAUGAGCUUCAGGCAGAGCUCCAACCUCCUCAAGCACCAGCUCAUCCACACUGGGGAACGGCCCUACAAGUGCUUGGAAUGUGGGAAGAGGUUUCAGACCAGCUCAGAUCUCCUCAGGCACGAGCAGACACACACGGAUGAGAGGCCCUUCCGCUGCACCGACUGCGGGAAGGGCUUCAGCCGGAACUCCCACCUCGUCAUCCACCGGCGCAUCCACACCGGGGAGAGGCCCUACAAAUGCUUGGAAUGUGGAAAGACCUUCACCCAGAGCUCUGGCUUGACCUCACACCAGCGGACCCACCGCUUCACCUACAUUGAGUUCUCGGACAAGGAGUCAGUGCGGACGUCGAUGGCCCUCGAUGAGUCGCUCUCCAGGGGGAGGCAAAUCAAGGUGAUCCCGAAGCGCAUGAACCGUCCCGAGAUCAGCAGCACCGACCGGGAUUUCCCGCACGGCCGCUUCCAGGGCCGGAGGGGAGGGUUCGGCUCUGCCCACGCCCGAUUUUACAACGGCUUCCAACGGCCCCGAGGGAGGGGAUACAGGUCAGUUUGGAGACAAUUCCGAAUGUUUGGGGGCAUUUCGGGUGAUUUGGGAAGUUUUUGGUGA